GAAGCUCCUUUGUUUUGGAGGAACCCGGAAGUGCGGCGGCGGAGUAGCUGAGGGAGAGAGAUGGGUUGCGACGGGGGGACGAUCCCCAAGAGGCACGAGCUGGUGAAAGGGCCCCGCAAGAUCGAGAAGGUUGACAAAAAUGCAGAAUUGGUGGCCCAGUGGUACUACUGCACUCUGAGUCAAGAAAAGUUGAGCAGGCCUAUAGUCGCUUGUGAACUUGGCAGACUAUAUAACAAAGAUGCAAUCAUUGAAUUUUUGCUGGAUAAAUCUUCCGAUAAAGUCCUUGUCGAAGCAGCAUCCCACAUCAAGAGUAUUAAGAACGUCAUAGAAUUAAAUCUCUCAGACAAUCCUGCUUGGACUGGUGACAAGGGGAAUACAAAAGGGGAUAAAUAUGAUGACAUCCAGAGUGCACGUUUCAUUUGCCCUAUAGUUGGGUUGGAAAUGAACGGAAGGCAUCGAUUUUGCUUUCUACGCAACUGUGGAUGUGUCUUCUCUGAACGCGCUCUCAAAGAAAUUAAAACUGAAGUUUGCCACAAGUGUGGAGCCUCUUUUCAAGACGAUGACGUGAUUGUACUUAACGGUACAAAAGAGGAUGUAGAAGUGCUGAAGAAAAGAAUGGAGGAGAGAAGGCUUAAGAGUAAAUUGGGGAAGAAAUCCAAGAAAUCUAAGGCAGCGGAGACCACUGUGAAACCUGAAGCUGCUGAAGAUUUGCCUACAUCAUCUCAAGUAAAUACUGAAAAGGAUAUAGCAAACAUGAAAUCCGGAGAAAAUAGAAGCAUUGCCUUCUGCAAGAGUACAGCAGUCAGUGAAAGUCCAUCGUCUUCAUCUGGAAAAAGCAGCAAAAGUUCAUCCGAGGGCCCCAAGCGAUCCUUCGCAAGCAGAGGAGAGAAAUCGGAAGCAUACAAGUCUAUUUUUACAUCACACAGCUCUGCCAAACGCUCCAAGGAAGAGUCUUCCAAUUGGAUCACGCAUACAGCAUACUAUUUCUAAAACAGAAAAGUUUCCACUUUGUAGCAGGCUCUGCCCUUUCCCACCCUGCUGCAGUUCCUCUUACAAGGGAGGACUUAGUUAUUUGGCACCGAGUCACCGAGUGCAAUUUGCUGUCGAUUUAGAAGGACCAUCCAUAUAUAAGUAUGUAAAGUAGAAUAUAAAAGCAGCAGAAAUCAGUUGUGGUUUUUUUAAGGGAUGUGUGAUUUGAACAAGUACUAAUUGUUAGGAUCACAAAUGAUGUGCUCUUGAUUCCACCUUCUGCCCCCCCCCCAACAGGUCCUGGUCACUUUGAAUAAUUUGGAUGCAUGUAGAACAGAAACAGGUGACCUGCCCACAUCAUCUACCUUUCAUGGGUACCUUCGGCUGUCUUUCAGGCAUCCUAACUUUCAGACCUUCUUUUGCAUGGAAAUGUAGAUUGUGGGGCUAGAGUAAUUAGAUAGGAGACUAGCAUGACCACUUCCUGUCCUGUUCUUCUCCUUGGUUUUCUAAAGCUUUGUCUAGGUGGGUCAGGCUUCAGCAAACAGAAAGUGUUCCACCAUCAUCUUUCCCAAGUGUAAGGAGGCUACAGCAGAAGUCAGCAUCCUAUGUUCAAGAGGGCUGUGGAGUGAUGAGCCACAAAAAAACAACAACAAUUUUUGGGGGGCCCCCAGCCCAGAGUGUCCAUCUUUACCCAUGUAGCUCUUGCCAGCUUUAUAGAAGUGAUAUUGUUGAAUAUUUAAUUUUGGUUUCCAUUCCUGUCACUUGUCAGAGAAAUAAAGCUUUAUGACUUUC
Podarcis muralis (Common wall lizard) is the source of this 1761-nucleotide messenger RNA. It is a transcript of the gene RTF2, whose product is annotated as replication termination factor 2. Gene Ontology annotation, cellular component: nucleus. Gene Ontology annotation, biological process: mitotic DNA replication termination. Lineage: Eukaryota; Metazoa; Chordata; Lepidosauria; Squamata; Lacertidae. The record is from RefSeq and is a predicted model, not a curated record.